AUGGUUCCCAACGUUGGAUUGAUCUUCAAGAAAGUGCCGGAAGCAUUCCCGGUCAUUGGAGAGCAUUUGGACGUCGAGACCAGGCAGUUCGAUCUCAACACCGAACCUCCCGAGGGAGGGCUGACGGUGAAGAACCUCUACAUCUCAUUCGACCCUUAUCAGCGAGGUUGCAUGCGCGAGCCUGACAAUGCGACUUGGGCGCCGCCAUUCGCCCCAGGGCAGCCAAUCAUCAGUGGCGCCGUUUCUAAGGUCCUCAAGUCGGCGGUGCUGGACUUUCAAACAGGCGACCUCGUAUGGGGCAUGGUCGGCGCUGAAGAAUACUCGGUUGUGCCUCCGUUCUUGCUGCCAUUCGUGCGAAAGUUGCAGAACCCCCUCGGCUUGGACACAGUCCUCUUCACCGGCGCUCUAGGCACGGCGGGUCUAAGCGCAUACGCGUCGUUCUACGAGAUUGGCAAGCCCCAAAAGGGGCACACCAUCUUCAUCUCAGCUGCGAGCGGCGGAGUGGGCCAGGUCGUUGGCCAACUUGCCAAGAUGGAGGGCCUAAAGGUCAUCGGAAGCGUUGGUAGCGAUGAGAAACUGAAGUUCAUCAUCGACGAGUUGGGUUUCGAUGCCGGUUUCAACUACAAGAAAGAGAAUGUGUCGGAGGCACUGCAGCGGCUGGCCCCAGAGGGGCUGGACAUCUACUACGACAAUGUCGGGGGUGAGACAUUAGAUGCUGCGCUGGCAGUAAUGAAGGAUUUUGGAAGAAUAGUCGGAUGCGGGAUGAUCAGCCAGUACAACCUGCCCCAGGAAGAGAAGUAUGGCAUCAAGAAUAUGAUGAAUCUCUUCCUCAGGCGCCUCACCAUCCAGGGAUUCAUCAUAUCCGACCCGCAGUUUGUGGGCAAAUAUGCCGUGGAAUUCUUCACUAAGAUGAGCGUGUGGCUGAAAGAAGGGAAGAUCAAGACGAAGGAGAGCGUUACGGUCGGUAUGCAGAAUGCGGCCGCCUGCUAUUUGGGUAUGUUCACGGGAGCAAAUUUCGGCAAGACAGUGUUGAAGGUUUCGGACGAGGAAUGACUUUGGCGUACUGAUCUGGGAACGAGAGCCGCCGCGCGUAGUAGACCGUAGAGUAGCAGAGUAGGUACCAAGUCGGAGGGAUUAUUGCAAUGCGCAAGGCCAUAGUGUAGCACAUUUCAAGUAGCUCUUCCUGUACCACGAAACCCCGCGUGACCGAGCUCUUCCAGCGCCAAU
This is a messenger RNA of Trematosphaeria pertusa, 1227 nucleotides long. Its product is annotated as NAD(P)-binding protein. Lineage: Eukaryota; Fungi; Ascomycota; Dothideomycetes; Pleosporales; Trematosphaeriaceae. The coding region runs from base 1 to 1053 and encodes 350 amino acids. The transcript has 2 exons. Gene Ontology annotation, molecular function: oxidoreductase activity, acting on the CH-CH group of donors, NAD or NADP as acceptor. The record is from RefSeq and is a predicted model, not a curated record.